GUUGACAAACGUUGCAGCAGCAGCAGCAGCAGCAGUGACAACAACAUGUUGCCUCUAUCUCUACUGAAGACAGCCCAAAACCACCCUAUGUUGGUGGAGUUGAAGAAUGGAGAAACAUACAACGGUAAUCUUGUUUCUUGCGACAACUGGAUGAACAUUAAUCUUAAAGAUGUCAUCUGUACCUCACGGGAUGGUGACAAAUUCUGGAGGAUGCCCGAGUGCUAUAUCCGAGGUUCCACCAUUAAAUAUUUGAGACUGCCUGAUGAAGUAAUUGACCUUGUCAAGGAAGAAGUAGUGGCUCGUGGACGUGGCCGAGGUGAAAGCAGAGGCCGUGGAGGACCUGGACGUGGUCGUGGUGGUCCUGGUAGAGGUGGCUUUGGAGGUCGAGGGCGUGGUGGGCCCCCAGGUGUUGGCGGUGGGCGAGGGGGUCCUGGACGUGGUGGCAUGAAGAAAAAGGAAGGAUUUAAAUAGCCUAUCAUGUUUAGAUUGUUUGGAAGGAUGUGGAGCACUGGCUAUAUGCAAAUCUAAUUGAACAACUUAUCAUUGUAUAGAUAUUGUAUACAUAUUACAAACUCGUUUUCAUUGAUUUUGGAAUUUAAUGUGUGCGAUCCAAUAAUUAGGGUGUGAUUGUAGUAUUUUCUGCAGUACAAUAGCAUGUGUUUUUAUUUAUUGCCUGUGAUGUUAUAAACAUUUUACUUUCCAGUAUCUAGCAUCAUUUUCACUGGACAGUAAAACUUCCUGACAGGUUAAGGUUUUUAUGUUGUUGUGAACUAGUCAUGAAAGGUGACCAAGCUGGUUUGAGCUUUUUUGUAUUUGGUGUAAAUGGUUUUAUUACAAUCCAGUAAAACAAAUAUUUUUGGUCAUUAAAUGGUGAAUAAUCUAUUUCAUGAAGUUAAUACAAUAAACAUAAUGAUUUUUUUUCUUUUUUUCAAAAAAAAAAAAAAUUCUACGUUGCAAAAUAUGUACAGAUUGUACAGUAUGUGUGUAUUUUCUAGCAAGAGAUAAAUACUGUAAGUACAAGUUAAUUGUACUUAAAUACUUCUCAAUGGAAUUUCAUCCAGUGGCUACUUAAGUAGAUAAUUUGGCUAAGCUGAAUGGAUUUAUGUAGAUACAUGUGCUCAAAUAAGUGACCUGGUAGUGAAGGACAGUUAUAUUGUUUUUAUGUGGCUUACUUUGUGUGAAUUUGUGGUAAAAACUAUUUGGGGGCAAAUGUUUGGCUUAGCUUAUUUUCCAAGUAUUAUUGUUGUUUUAAAUACAGCUCUCCCUUGUUUUAUGGGCUAGACUUGUUCCUGGCUCAUGGCCCAUAAAGUAAAGCCGUUACAACAUGUAAAACAUAGGGAUUGGGUUUGAGACUUCAUAGACCUCUAUGGGUUUAGUGCUCACUGCUUUGAAUGAAAUAAUAAUUAUAUUAAUAAUAAUGAGACUUCAAGUUCCACAUUUCUUGACUAAUAUUUGCCAAAAACCUGAGCUUAUUAAAAACUCAUGCACCAAAUGGUCAUAAACAAAAAAAAAAAUUUUUUGUAAAAAACUGAGAGAAAGUAAAAUCUGAAAUUCAAUCAUAAUCCCUCUACAAUACAAACUUUUCAAACAGAUCCACAUUUCUUUACUUUUACUCAAAAAAUCAUUAUGAGCAUAUCAUAUGAUCACCAAAUGGUUGAUCAUAUGACUGCAUAUCUUUUGAAUAGUACACAUCUCUUAGUACUCUUUCCUCGCUAUCUCCACCCCUAGACCCAACUUUGUGUCGGCACAACACAACUAUGGGCAGCUGGGUGUCUGUUUACUUUUGGCUUGUUACAAGAUGCUUAAAUUGAUACUUAACCCUUUCAGGGUUUCCGACAUACUAGUACGUCUUGCGCACCAGGGUUAUUGACGUACUAAUACGUGUAAAUUCUAACGCCUUCAAAUCUAGCGAGAGAAAGCUGGUAGGCCUACAUAUGAAAGAAUGGGCCUAUGUGGUCAGUGUUCACAGUAUAAAAAAAAUCCUGCAGCACACAGUGUAUAAUGAGAAAAAAAAAACUUUGACCAUGUUUUUGGUUUAAAACAGCGACUUUGCACCAUACUUUCGUAUGGUAUUUAUGGUUGUAUUCUAGUUUUCCUGGUUUCAUUUUAUAGAAUGGAAGACAUAUUACAGAAAUUGAGAUGAUUUUGAUUGAUUUCACAAUGAAAAGUACCUUGAAAUUGAGCUCAAAGUAGCAGAUAUGUUCGAUUUUUGCCAAAGUUCAAAAGUAAACAAAUCAUGCCACGCGUCCAAUACAUGUCAACUGGUGAGUCUAAUAUUAUUUCACAAGUGUGCUGAUAUUAUUUAUACCAUUUCUACACUAAUGCAGUAGUCUGCAUAACAGUAAAUCUUCUAUUUUUUGUGAGAAUAAAAAUUCGAAGUAGAAAGCAAAAGAAAUGUAAGAGGGGCCUGGGGACGUGACUAAUGACAGAAGAAAUGUUAUUUUAGUGCCAGGAAUGUCUGUUUUGUUUAUUCUGGACCCUGUUUGGAAAUUAGCAUUUUUUGAAAUUUGUGUGAAAUUGGCAAAAUUGCCAAAUUCUGACCAAUUUAUUGGAUAGUUGAAAUCGGUAAAUGGGUGGUUUCUUGUACUCAUUCGAUAGAAAAAAUGGAGUUAUAGCAAAAUAGUUAUGAUUUUUGUUGAUUAGUACACUGGAAUUGGCCGAAAAUAGGGCUUAGUGGGCGAAAUCGCCAAUGCGUAAACAUCGUCAAGACUGCUAACUUCGCAAGAGCAUAAUUCCGUACGUUUUCCGUCAAAUUUCAUACUUUUGGUGUCAUUAUGAUCAGGAAAAGAUUAUCAUUUCAGAAGGUUUUUUUUUUUUUUUUUUUCAAAAAAAAUUUUGACCCUGAGAACAAGUUUAGGAGAGGGCCUCUCGACCCUGAAAGGGUUAAUGGGAUUUUGUUCAAAACAUUUUCAUUGGCAUUCCCACACCCAAAUCUGUUUUCUAGUUUAUUAUGUUUGUCUUAUGAAAAUAAGCACAGUAUAAUCCAGCUUGGAGUGAUAUUUAAGAAAUGUUAAAAAUUGAAUGGUGCUGGUCUUGAGUGAUUACACACAAGAGCUAAUUUAUACCACCUGUAGUGAAUUAUUCAUAGAAAUAAGGUUGCCACACAUAAGCAGAUUUGUACAAAGCAAAACCACAUACAGUGAGAUACCUGCCUAGAUGUUAUAAAAUGAAGCCAAAAUGCUGUAUUGUUUGUGAUGUGUAAUUAGGCAGGUACAUAUGAAUUUCAUGUUCCUGUAAUUAUUUAUUGUUACUUAUAAUGAUUUCCCUGAAGAAUCAGACCAUGUUUAAAUGUAGAGAAGUUGUUAAAAAAAAAAACUUAAAAAUUAAGAAAAAUUCAUCAUCAGUACCUUUCUCAGUUUUAUAAAUAAAGGAAAAAAUAUA
Messenger RNA from Cherax quadricarinatus, 3381 nucleotides. RefSeq names its product U6 snRNA-associated Sm-like protein LSm4. Gene Ontology annotation, cellular component: U6 snRNP; P-body; spliceosomal tri-snRNP complex. Gene Ontology annotation, biological process: nuclear-transcribed mRNA catabolic process; P-body assembly; spliceosomal snRNP assembly. Gene Ontology annotation, molecular function: U6 snRNA binding. The record is from RefSeq and is a predicted model, not a curated record. Lineage: Eukaryota; Metazoa; Arthropoda; Malacostraca; Decapoda; Parastacidae.